Messenger RNA from Lobosporangium transversale, 2224 nucleotides. Its product is annotated as nucleoside transporter-domain-containing protein. Gene Ontology annotation, molecular function: nicotinamide riboside transmembrane transporter activity; nucleobase transmembrane transporter activity. Gene Ontology annotation, biological process: nucleoside transmembrane transport. The coding region runs from base 132 to 1916 and encodes 594 amino acids. Lineage: Eukaryota; Fungi; Mortierellomycota; Mortierellomycetes; Mortierellales; Mortierellaceae. Gene Ontology annotation, cellular component: fungal-type vacuole membrane; plasma membrane. The transcript has 4 exons. The record is from RefSeq and is a predicted model, not a curated record.
AUUUGACUUUCAUUCUUUCCUUGUCUCUCCUUUUCGUGGUUUCUGUCCGUGCAUCAAGUUAGACAACAACACGCCUUUAUUUUGUGUUAUUUUUUUAUAUUUUAUUUAUCGGCAAGACGUGAACAGAGCACAUGUCGGCAACCGCGGAUGAGACAACGCCUCUGUGGCCAGAAGGUGCAGUUCACAACGCCAAUCAUCUAGGAGAACAUGAGGACGAUGAGCAUGAGAUAAACUACGACCUUCCAAGACACAGGAGUUUUGAGCAUGGACCCCCUGCAGACCCAUGGCGCAUUUCAUACUGGAUCAUGGUCAUCCAAGGAGCCUCAAUGCUCUUACCCUGGAACGUCUUCAUUACUGCACAGGAAUUCUUUAAGCUGAGAUUUCGAGGAUCGCCUUUUGAACAUGACUUUCAAAAUUAUUUCUCAGUGGCAUUCAUGAGCACCAAUCUAAUCGUUGUUGGAAGCUCUAUUCUGAUUCAAAAGCAGGCACCAGGAACAACACAUAUUAUUGGGAGCUUACUACUCAAUGCGGCGGUCUUUCUGUCAAUUCUGGUGUCUAUCCAAACCAAUUACGAGAUCGACUCAACCACUUACUUUUUCUUUACUCUGACCAUGCUCUCACUGUCAGCAAUCUCGACAUCGAUUGUACAAAACGGCAUGUUUGGCCUUGCCUCUAAAUUUACAGGCCAUCAUGUCCAAGGUGUCAUGCUUGGUCAAGGAGUUGCAGGCGCUGGAGUUGCCAUCUCUCAGAUUGUCACACAUAUCCUUUCCCCAUCUAAAGGUGAUUCUUACUUGGACGACUAUAUUGGCCCUGUGUCGACAUCACCAUCCUUAGUUGCAGAAUUCGGGGGUGGCAGUGGCAACAGAGGCAGGAGACAAGGGUUGGAGCACUCUGCAUUCUUGUUCUUCUCGUUCGCAUUGCUCUUUACUGUGAUCUCAGUCCUGGCGCAGGCACUUUUGAUUCGCUUACCCAUAUAUGAAUACUACACAGAGGAACAGCCCCGUCGACCAAUUGAGUUCUUAGCACCACCUUCACCCCGUUUCAAUAGCGUCACCCUCGCUGAAGGCAAUCACGACGAUAACAAUGUUGCUGCUAACGGAGCUGGUGAACAGGAUGCCACUAUUAUCCGUCGCAACUCAACAAGUUCGGCUGCCACGGCCGUCACUAUCACCCCAGCUAUGAUUGAAGAAGCCAAUCGUCGUCAGACAGAGGAAGCUGUCCGGCGAGCGGAAGCAGAGAGAGUGAACCAUUACCGGAGCGCAAGUCUAGGAGCGACUGCGCUAGCAAAUGAUGCAAAUGCCAUGCGAUUAAUGCAAGAUAUCUAUCCAAGGAAGAAGGCACAUCCACUCGUCAUCCUUUAUAUCUCCAUUACCCUAGUGUAUGGACUAACUCUAUCACUCUUUCCUUCAUUAACCGGCUUGGUGGAAUCCACCAACACUGCGCCUGAUCGAUCCCGACUUGCCAAAGAUCUGUUUGUUCCGCUGCACUUCCUCACUUUCAACUUGGGCGACUGGACUGGAAAGGCAUUGCCAUCGUUUGCUUUGUUCGCUCCCAGCACGCAACAUCCGACGCGAAGACAGCAGUUGAAGUAUUUGCUCUCAUCACUCACACGAUUCAUCUUCAUCCCUAUUUUUCUGACUGCCAAUCUGCCUAUCCCUUCAAACACGAGGUUGUUACCCUUGUUGAUCCAACGAGAUGAAGUCUGGUUUGCACUAGUCUUUUUGUUUGCCCUGUCGAACGGGUACCUGGGAAGUAUCAUUAUGAUGGUUGGUCCAGCUUGUGUGCUUGGAGGCGAGAAUAAGGCCCGUGCAGGCGUCAAGUUGGGCUUCUGGUUGACUGCUGGUCUUGCUCUUGGAAGUGCUGCCAGCUUUGGUGUACGUAAACUGAUGUGUGCUCGAGGGGGGUGUCCAACUUGAAAGCCUCCUGAACUCAAGACUUCUUGUAUAUAGUAAUCAAUGAAAAACAAGAGUAUUUCCUACUUUAAACAUUACUUUCACAUUCAAUUUCAAAGAUGCUUAGUCUCUUUGACAGAUUUUGAUUUUUAUGAGCGGGACGGUAAAAGUACAUUUAUUGUGUUGAACAAUGGUUAUAAAAAAAUAAGAGGUGAACAAGCAAAAAAAGUCUACAUACAAAAGGAUUGAAAAACUUGGUGCAAAUGAUAGUGGGUUGGGGGAUAUUUUGAUUUUAAAAAGUUUUUUUUUUUUUUUUUUUUUUUUUCUUUUUU